CUAGUUUUGCGGUAAUUUUAUCACUUUUGCGGUAAAGUUGAGUGUGGCAGUCGGCAUACAGAAGUAGCCCGGUGGGGGGGGCAGAGCAGGCAUCCAACAAGUUUCACACAUCUUUUCUUUGAGCCAAGAAAUACUUUGCUCCAAACCGCGCGGGCACAGGGACGCGGGAAAAUAUGGCUGGUCUUUCAGCCUGGUUUUGGAACGAGAGGUUCUGGCUCCCUCACAACGUAACCUGGGCGGAUCUGGAGAACCCAGCUCCCGGGGUGGAGUAUCCUAAAGCCGGACACUUGUUUACCGCCUUACCGCUAGCUUUGGGAAUUUUCGUCGUAAGGAUACUCUUUGAAAGAUUUAUUGCCGGUCCCUGUGCCCGAAGUCUCCACAUUCAUCAGGGUGCUGGAAGAAGAGCUCAGCCCAAUGCAGUGCUGGAAAAAGUGUUUACAUCCAUCACAAAGAAUCCAGACUCUCGCCAUCUGGAUGGCCUGUCCAAGCAGCUGGACUGGGAGGUGCGAAAGGUCCAGCGUUGGUUCAGACACCGCAGGAACCAAGACAAACCCAGUACACACACUAAGUUCUGCGAGAGCAUGUGGAGAUUUACAUUUUAUUUGUGUAUAUUUACAUAUGGGUUCCAGUUUCUGUGGCAGUCCCCUUGGAUGUGGGAUACACGGCAUUGUUGGUACGGUUACCCCUACCAGGCCAUGACUCCAGGUCUUUAUCACUACUAUGUGACAGAACUGGCCUUCUACUGGUCGCUCAUGUUCUCCCAGUUUACCGACAUUAAAAGGAAGGUUUUUGGGUUGCUUUUAAUGAACUGGAACCAACUUCUGUUUUUGGUAACUUCUUCUUAUCAUAUGUGUGCUGUGAUACAGAACAAAAUGUAUUAUAAUGCUUUAUUUGUGCUCUUUGCUUUUGUGUGUGUGUUUCAACAGGCGGCCAAAAUGACAAACUAUGCCAAGUAUCAGCGCUUGUGUGACUUCCUCUUCAUCGUCUUUAGCGUGGCAUUCUUUAUCACACGGCUUGUUAUAUAUCCAAUAUGGGUCCUGAACUCUACUAUGUUUGAGAGCUGGGCCAUAGUCGGGCCGUAUCCGUCCUGGUGGCUCUUCAACGUUUUACUUCUGGUCCUCCAAGUGCUGCAUAUCAUCUGGUCCUACCUCAUAGCCCGUAUAGCCAUCAAAGCCAUCCUGCGAGGCAAGGUGGGCAAUGAUGUCCGCAGCGACAUAGAGAGCAGCUCUGAAGAUGAGUCAGCCUCGCCAACACAAGGCUUCAAGACCUCCCCUCAUCCCUGUAAGGGAGAAAAUGGCACUAAUGGCCACUGUGCUUCUGCCAAAGCCCGAGCUCAGAACCACAACAGCUGGUGACGCGGAGCCUGAAGCCCCCUGCCGUUCAUCCCCUCGCAGUGUCUUAGAGAGCUUUGUUUGUCUUCUGACAUUCCUCUGACGCGCAAAGUUCACUCCCACAUUCUCUCUCUCUCUCUCACACACACACACACACUACACUGACAGUGAGUGCACACAGAUUCAUGUGUUGGUGAACUGAUGAUAGAUAGACACUGGGUCGUGUGAUGAGGCGACACGUAAAAGCUGCAAUGAAGUCUGUUGAAGCGAGUGAUUUGCAUAGCCUUGUUUUUACAAAUGUUGGGAUUUAUCCUGUGCUUGAAGAUGUUCUUUGGAUUCAAAGUUCUCUCCCAGUUUUAUUGGUCAGAUGAACUUGUUUGGUUAUUUCUAAGGGUUAAUUCACAACAGACAGCACAGGGCACAGGUGUGUCACUGCAGAUGUAGCAACAUUAAUGUAAUAUUACAGCUCUUAAAAGCACGACACCGGCUGUGAGAGACAGUGUGGCUGAACAUAUCUGCCCUUUGCAGUUCAUUGUGAAACGACCCUUUACCGCAAUGUUGUGAGAGAUUUGUUUUAUUGUUUGUUUUGUUUUUUUUUUACUUCCGAGACCAAAACGUUGAUGAAAUUGUUGGAUAUCACUGCCUGUAAAGAAUUCCAGAUAUGAGGAUAAUAAUAAAGGUCUGCAACUCCUACUUUAGUACCUAAAAAAA
This is a messenger RNA of Pundamilia nyererei, 2042 nucleotides long. It is a transcript of the gene cers5, whose product is annotated as ceramide synthase 5. Gene Ontology annotation, molecular function: DNA binding; sphingosine N-acyltransferase activity. The record is from RefSeq and is a predicted model, not a curated record. Bases 174 to 1355 code for a protein of 393 amino acids. NCBI's taxonomy places the organism in Eukaryota, Metazoa, Chordata, Actinopteri, Cichliformes, Cichlidae. Gene Ontology annotation, biological process: ceramide biosynthetic process. Gene Ontology annotation, cellular component: membrane. The transcript is spliced from 10 exons.